This is a messenger RNA of Salvia hispanica, 3103 nucleotides long. RefSeq names its product chromatin assembly factor 1 subunit FAS1-like. Gene Ontology annotation, cellular component: CAF-1 complex; nucleus. Gene Ontology annotation, biological process: nucleosome assembly. The record is from RefSeq and is a predicted model, not a curated record. Lineage: Eukaryota; Viridiplantae; Streptophyta; Magnoliopsida; Lamiales; Lamiaceae.
UGAAUGCAAUUAUGUUGAAUUAAAUUCCAUUAAAACAUUUGGAAACUCCACUAAAAAUUCAUACAGCUGAAUUGAAAAUUGUGUAAUAGCAGCUCGAAUUUGGAAGUCGAGGGUUUUCCUACGCACUUUCUUCACCACCUCGUCAAUACGCAGCGUUCGAUGUAAUUGGCCUCGAUUUUAUGUGUAAUCUGCAGUGAGGAAUAUUUCGGUUAAUUUCAUCUUCGUGGAUUUUUUUGAUUUGGGGAUUUUUGUUUUCUCCAUUUCCCUUGUCAAGGUGGUUUAAUUAGCUGGUAAUUUUCGGGGUUUGUUUCAGCUGCAUGCAGCCAUGGUGGAAGUUAAGGCGAUCAAUGGCGGCCUAGAUGGGAGGAAUAGGCCGCGGAAGAGAAAGAGAUUGGAGCCCUGUGCUUUUUCACCAAGUCCAGAAGAAAACCAAAAGAGAAUUGCUGGAUUUCGUAGUGAAAUUGAUAGUCUUGUGAAAUAUUGUAGGAGUUUAGUGUGGGAAAACAGAGGGGUUUUGCUGGAAAAUUUGGGGAAACCUAGGAAUUCCUCUGCUUAUGUGAAUGGUGUGAUUGCAUGUGUAAUGGAGGAGAGUGAUCUUCCUUUGUCGAAGCUCGUUGAUGAGAUUUUUGAGAAAUUGAGGGAUGGAGAAGGGAAUGGGGGUGGUUUGAGUAAGGCUGGUGUGAUGAGUGCCGUGCUUAUGAUAGGACAGCGAUCGUUCUAUGGUGUGCUUGGUGCCGAUGCUGAUGUUUUGGAGGACGAGGCUGAGUGUGCUCUUUGGUAUUGGGAGACAAGGGACCUGAAAUUGUUGCCCAGAGCAGUGCGUACAUCUUUGAAAGUUCACCGGACUUGUCGGAGAAAGAUCCAAGAGAGGAUUAGUGCUGUUUUUGCAAUGAUAGAUGCUCUUGAAAUGUAUGAAAACUCUCCCAACUGCCAACACGAGUUGAUGAAAGCUUCGGAAAAACUUGGUAUAGUUCCAAAUGAGGCAGGUAUCCGGCUGCUAAUGGAGAACACAUCUCAUGAAAAUGGCGCUGAAAUAGCUGAUAAGGAAACCAAGAGAGGAGAACAAUUGUUAAUCAAGCAAAAGGAGAAACACGAAAGAGAUAAGGAGAGAUUGAUGAGAAAGAUUGAACAUGAUCGUCAAAAGGAAAUGUUGCAAAGAGAAAGAGAGCAGAGACGAUUUAAUGAGGAGGCACAGAAAGAGGAGAGGCGAUGCGAGAAAGAAGAAAUUGAAAAACAGAAACAGCUGAAAAGGAAGCAAGAAGCAGCAGAGAGAGAGCAACGCCGAAGGGAGAAGGAAGAAGCUGAGUCGAGAAAACGACGACUACUCCAGAAACAAGCAUCAUUGAUGGAGCACUUCCUUAAACUGAAAAAAACUAGUUCGCCUUCACAAAACGACAGUUCACUGACCAAAGCAACCACAUCCGGAUCAUCUAGUGACACGGUCGAAAGAAAUUUGAAAUCAGUAACUCUACCAAUGGAUGCCGUAUUGGCCCAGAAGGAUGAGAUUGUGGUCGGAGAUGUACUGAAAUCACACUUAAAAGCUUGGCGCUUCAAUCGUUGUUCAAUACGUUCAAAUGGAAAAAGGCACUGGGGCAUCCGUCAGAAGCCUAAGACUGAGCUAGUCAAGGAACUCAAGCUUGCCACUAGUAAAGAACGCACUUGUGACGCUGACAUGAACAUAGAGAAGCUUGUGCUUGGUUUGGAUGAUGCCAAUGAUUGUCUAAGUCCUUGUAGUAAAAAGCGAAUUCCAGUGAAGCUGUUGCAAUUUGACAAGAGCAAUAGGCCUGCAUUUUAUGGUGUUUGGCCCAGUAAGAGUCAAAUUGUUGGCCCACGUCACCCUUUUGUAAAGGACUCAGAUAUAGACUAUGAUAUUGAUAGCGACGAGGAUUGGGCAGAGGACGAACCUGGUGAAAGCCUUUCAGACUGUGAUAAGGACGAUGAAGACGAAUGCAUGGAUAUAAAGGAUGACGAAGACAAUGGGAUUGAAGAUGGAUUCUUUGUUCCUGAUGGUUACCUCUCUGAGGAUGAGGGAGUGAAGUCUGAUGACAGUCACGACCUCAAUUCAGAAGUUCAGAAUCGACCUAUUUCUGAACACCAAUCGCAGAAUGAUGAAUUAUGUAUCUUGCUUCCGCAACAGAAAUAUCUCAAUAAUCUGACAGAACGCACGCUUAAAAAGAACCAGCCAUUGGUCAUCUUGAAUCUCACGCAUAAAAAGACGAAUCUCAUACAUGAAAAGACCAUAAUUUCAUCAGCUGAGGAGCUCACUGGUCUAUCAAAGCUCGAAAGGAUGGCUCUACAAGCUCUUACUAUUCUCCCAUUCCCUGGAUUCCGAAAUACAGAUAUUUCAGUUCCUAGUGAUGUGGUAGACGAGGAUCCAGGAAGUUCACCUAACAAGUCGAGAACAACAGAGCUUUCAACCGCUGCAGAUAUUCUAGAUUCAGACAUGCCGCAGAUAAUAUCUGUCAUUCAGUCGCAUCCACAUGGCAUCAAACAAAUAAUGAAGUCACUACACGAUAGGUUUCCUGCCAUUCCAAAAUUCAAGUUAAGGAACAAAGUGUUUGAAAUCUCCGAGUUCUCUAACAAUCGCCGUCAGGUUAAGAAAGAAAUUCUGAGAAACCAUGGCAUAUCUAUAUCACCAGAUAAGGGUCCGACGAAAACAAGGAACAUCACAACACUCUUGAAAGAAAUGGAAUCUCAGUCUGGGAUGAGCACAAACUAGAGAGGUACAUCCCAACAACCUUCCGUUAAAACUCACAGCGAAAGUUGAAUCACAGCAUGGCCGCUCAUGCAAACAUCAGUAACCAUCUUCUUCUACUGUGUUCGCCUUUUGUUUUGACAUAAUCGUGUAAUAUAAGUAGCAGUGACAUAGUCGCGUAUAUAAGUAGCAUCUCUCACCUAACCAGUGUUAGCGGAAAAUUACAAAAAAAAAAAAAAAAAAAAAAAAAAAAAAAAACUGCUGAAUAUCGGACUUAAACAGGCUAUGGCGUUUUUGCUUUUGAUGCUGGCACAGAUAGCAGACAUGGUUGCUCGAUGUAUAUAUCGGUUUCGAGUAUUUUUGUUGAUAAUUUGAGAUGAAUGCAAGCAUUGCAAUGUCAUUUUUGCA